CAGAGAAGAGUAUAAAAGCUCCCUCCUCAUCUUGACUCCUGCAUUUCACAGCACCACGCAGCUCCACCAAUCCUCCUGCCUUUUGAACGGUUCUUCUGAACACUCGGAGAGAUGAAGACUAAAAUGGAACAGGCCAUGGAAUGCGUGGUCAACGUCUACCACCAGUACUGUAUUCUGGACCCCGUCGAUGACUACCUACACCCGAAGGAGUUCCAGAAACUGAUGAAGGAACAAGCCCAGCCCUUCUUGAAGAACACCAUGCCACCUAGCGAUGACCAGAACUCUUAUAUCGAAAAACUAUUUCAACAAGCCGACAAGGACAAAAAUGGGUACCUCAAAUUCACCGAAUGGCUGUAUGUGAUAGGAAAAACCCUCAACGAGGCCCACGAAAGAUCCCACAACCUCGACGACGAUGACAGCAAAACACCUGGACAUGGGCACGGGCACAGUCACGGGCCCGGGCACGGGCACGGGCACAGCCACUGAUUUGUCAAGGCCCCGGAUAUUCAGUUACGGUACCCACUGGCUCGCUGCGUAAACAACGACACCGUCUGCAAUCAAACAAACCGAAAUGGGCAUUAGCGGGCAGCCACCCCUUGUCUUGCGUUUCCCUUGUGGGUCACGUACAAUAAUAAAGAGUUCUUCUGGAAAAAAAAAA
Messenger RNA from Gekko japonicus, 658 nucleotides. RefSeq names its product protein S100-A12-like. The record is from RefSeq and is a predicted model, not a curated record. Bases 112 to 486 code for a protein of 124 amino acids. Lineage: Eukaryota; Metazoa; Chordata; Lepidosauria; Squamata; Gekkonidae. Gene Ontology annotation, molecular function: calcium ion binding; transition metal ion binding. The transcript has 3 exons.